AUGACAGACACCAUUCUUGGACUUGAGACUAGUGAAUUUGUAGUGAAUCGUUAAUCUGCAAAGAUCCAAUAUUUGCUUGAAGAGAACAAACAACUAUCAGAAUAAUUGAAGGAUAUGGAGAAAUCAUUAAAAUUGAAUAAAGAAGUUCUCCGUUUAACUCUUGAGCAAAAUCUGAACAAUUCCAACAACUCAACGAAUUCUAGUGAGCAGAUUCAAACUAUUCAAUUGCAAAUGAAGCUGCAUGAAGAGAAUGAAAUGCUUAGAAAUUAAAUGGCAAAAUUAACAGAGGAAAGAAAUAUGGCCUAAAAUAAAGUUUUGUUGUCUUAACAGAUAUCCGAGGAAAAUUAAGCGUUUUAUAAAGAUCUAAUUGUUGAAUUGGAAGAGAAACUGGGAGAGUUACGAAGAUGCAUUCAAGAUAAAGAAUAUACCAUUCAAGAUAUUGAGAAAAACAGAGGUUUGGGUGAUAAUGGAUAAAUGGUCAAGAUUCGAGAAAUAGUAACACCGCAUGAACAAUCCUUACGAUUACAUGAAGAAUUAGAGUCAACCAGAUAGAUCUUAAAUAAGCUGUCUCAAGAAUCACAAAAUUUAUAAGAGUAGAACAGACAACUUAAAGACAUCAAUCAAAAUUUCAAAAGAGAGUUAAUCAAACUUAGAAUCAUCUUGAGGAGUCCUUUGGCAUAUUAUAAAAUGAAAAAUUUCAUUUAUAAUGAUGAUCCAGGUGAUUCUGCUGAUAAUAUCUCAUUGCAUGAAGAAAUAUAUCAAAAUCAACCAUUUAAUCAUAAUUCAAAUGACACACCUGCUCAAGGCUAGAAUAAUCAGGGGUUUUAAUAAUCAUUACCAAAUAGUAUCAAAUAUAUGACCAAUAAUGAGAGAGCAAAUUAUUAAGAAAAAUUACAGAAGACAGAGACUCUAUUGAAAGGAUAUAAGGAACUAUUUGAAAAGGAAAAGAACAAAGUAGCAUUGUUAGCUUAAUCAACUGAUGAUUUGGAAAAGAAAAUAAACGAAUGCUACAGUUAAAAUGAGCAAUUAAUUAAGGCAAUCAGGGGUAGAGAUUAAAAAAUAGAAUAGUUACAAGCUGAAGUACAAUAUUAUAGAACUUAAUAUGGAAAUUACAUUCAUUUUCUUAAAAAUAAAAGAGUGGUUAAUUUAAAUUUAUCAGUUCAAUUAAAUAAACUUUCAACUAAUAAACAACCUACUCCACCUCCAAUCUCAAAUGCAAACAAUAAAAUAUUAACUGAUUUUGAAAAGGAUCCUGACGAUGCCGAAUAAUGUAUUAGUAUUUUAGAAAAUCCAGUAGAUGAUCAAUCACCAGAUAUUAGAAAGAAUAAUUAAUAAAAUGGUUAAAAUAAAGCUCAUUAAAAAAUAAGCAAUAUUCUAGAGCAGAAUUACUCUUAAAUGAAUUAGUUAGAAUGCAAAUAAUUUUUGCUAAAUACUGCUAAAGAUCUUUAUUUGCAGUAUAAUUUGAAGAUGAACAACUUGUAAAAAAAACAACUUAUGGAUCUAAAUAAAUGCAUAAAAGCUAAACCAAUCUGGCAUUUAAAAUCUAGCAGUGAUCCUUUGGAUUACUUUACAUUAUAAUAUCACAAUCUUUAGAUUAGUGGCAAGAGUGAAAUCAAGCAUAAUGACGAUCUAGCCAAUUUCCUAAGAAAGAAGUACCCUAAAGAAACUAAAGAAAGUGAAAAGGACAAUUGGGAUUUCAUCAUAAAUGACAUUUCAAUGAUUUAAGGGGAUAAACCUAAAUAAAUGAUAUCUGAACAUUUUGGAUUUAAUGAGAUGGGUUUUAGUUGA
Molecule: messenger RNA, 1788 nt
Organism: Paramecium tetraurelia
Lineage: Eukaryota; Ciliophora; Oligohymenophorea; Peniculida; Parameciidae
Exons: 6
Source: RefSeq, a predicted model, not a curated record